AUGUUUUAUUUUUACAGCUUUGAUGUAUAUACACAAUUAUAAAUCGUUUUGCAUUUUAUUUUUAUAAGUUUUUAUACUCGUUUGAGUAGUUCAAAGACGAUUAAAUUAAAUUAAAAAAACCAUAAAGUUAUACUGUAAAAUUUUGGAAAAUUAAAAUGGCUAUUGUAAACUGCGAAGUACGUUGGAAAAAAGAUAUGGAAAAACGAUCAGGUAUAUUUGAAGGAGUUCCAGUUUUAAUUAAAAACAUUGAUCCCGAGGUUGAUGAUAGACUUUUGAUUGAAAAAUUUUCUACAUUUGGACAAAUUUUAAAAAUGAAAACUUCUCCUGAUGUUCAUAAAAUGCGAACAGCAACCCUGUUUUACAUGUCACCAGCAGAUGCUCAACGGGCAAUAUCUAAUAUGAAUGGAGCACGGUUAUUAUCGAAAGUUAUUUGUGCAAAGUUGGAUAACCCAUUUAUCAGGCAUGAAAAAAAAUCUCAUGCAACAUAUAGAAACCUAUUUAUAAAAAGUUAGGACAUUUAUAACCAAAAA
Molecule: messenger RNA, 530 nt
Organism: Hydra vulgaris (swiftwater hydra)
Lineage: Eukaryota; Metazoa; Cnidaria; Hydrozoa; Anthoathecata; Hydridae
Product: polyadenylate-binding protein 5
Molecular function (GO): RNA binding
Source: RefSeq, a predicted model, not a curated record